Lepidothrix coronata (blue-crowned manakin) is the source of this 1217-nucleotide messenger RNA. RefSeq names its product class I histocompatibility antigen, F10 alpha chain-like. NCBI's taxonomy places the organism in Eukaryota, Metazoa, Chordata, Aves, Passeriformes, Pipridae. Gene Ontology annotation, cellular component: external side of plasma membrane. The record is from RefSeq and is a predicted model, not a curated record. Bases 1 to 993 code for a protein of 330 amino acids. Gene Ontology annotation, biological process: immune response. The transcript is spliced from 8 exons.
AUGAGCAUUGGUAUGGUUCUCCACUCCCUGCGUUACCUGGAUGUGACGGUGUCAGAACCCAGCCCGGGGAUCCCUCAAUACCUGUCCAUGGAAUAUGUGGAUGGGAUCCCCAUCUGCCGCUACGACAGCGAGCGGGGCCAGGUGGAGCCGCUGACGCUGUGGAUGGCGGCCGGAACAAAGCCAGGAUAUUGGGACGGACAGACCCAGAUCGCUGAGGGGAACCAGCUCACUGAUGCCGCCAGCCUGGAGACAGUGGGGGCCGCCCACCCCCCAGGUCUCCACAUAAGGCAGCAGGGUUAUGGCUGUGACCUCCUGUCCGACGGGAGCAUCUGUGGAUCCCAUCGGGAAGCCUACAAUGGGCGGGAUUUCAUCUCCUUUGAGCUGGGAUCCAGGAGCUUUGUGGUGGCCGAUGGAGCUGCCCGGAUCACCAAGAGGAAAUGGGAACACAGUGGGGUCAUGGUGGAGAGAAAGACACAUUACCUGGAGAACAUCUGUCCGGAAGCGCUCCAGAAAUUCGUCGGAUACGGGCGGGAGGUGCUGGAGCACAAAGAUCCCCCCGAUGUCCAUGUGUCUGGGAAAGAGGAACACGGGAUCCUGAUGUUGUCCUGCCACGUCCACACGUACGGAUUCUACCCCGGGAUGAUUGGGAUCAACUGCAUGAAGGGGGAUGAAAUGCGGGAUCAGGAGACGGAGUGGGGCGGGAUCGUUCCCAACAGCGACGGCACCUUCCACAGCUGGGCCAGGAUCGAGGCGCUGCCGGGGGAGCGGGAGCAGUACCGGUGCCGGGUGGAGCACGCCGGAAUGCUGGAGCCCGGGAUCUUCGCCUGGGAGCUGGAAUCCGUCUGGAAUUCCACCCUGGUGUUCGUGGCUGUGUCUGUCAUCGCUGCCAUCAUCAUCAUCAGCCUCAUGGGAGUCGGUGUCUGGAAGCUCCGAUCCGGGAAGAGGGAAGGGAAUGGAUACGACCCCGCGCCCACCACAGGAAUCAUGGCCUGAACAAUCCUGGAGCUGGAUCCACCCCUUCCCUCUCCCUGCGGAAAGGCAGGAGCUGCUGGCAGAGCUCAUCCCUCUGCUCCCACCCACCCAGCCCCCCCUGUGGCUCUUCCCGAUGGAUCAACUUCCUGCUUUUUCCUGUGUGAAACCCAGGACCACAAUUAUUCCUGAGGCUUUAAUUUUGGUGUGAAAAUCUCCUGGUUUGGGCAAUAAAUCCUGGCUCCCUC